Emiliania huxleyi CCMP1516 is the source of this 865-nucleotide messenger RNA. RefSeq lists its product as hypothetical. The record is from RefSeq and is a predicted model, not a curated record. Lineage: Eukaryota; Haptophyta; Isochrysidales; Noelaerhabdaceae. The transcript has 2 exons. The annotation marks the transcript as partial. Gene Ontology annotation, molecular function: protein binding.
CACGAGCAUGCUGGGUUCCCUCGUGCGACCGCGCCCUCUUUCAGCUCUCGCCCGGCGGGCGCUGGCGCGCGGGCUGAUCCGGCCGCCGUCGCACGCGCGCUGGCCGGGCAGCGGCAGCGUGGCGGCAGCUGCGCCGUGUGUGACGCUGCCACGGCGCGGGCUCUCUGCCAUUCCCUCGGCCGCUGCCGCCGAGCCGGCAGAGGUCGCGGGCAGCGCGUCGCCGCCGGCGAGCGGCACGGUCAAUGCACCGGCGACACAGGCGCCGGACGAGCCGCGCGACCUCGCGGCGAUAGUCCCCCGCGAGGCCACCGCCGAGGGUGCGGACGGGAGCACUGCGGGCAGCACAGCUGCAGUCGGCGAGGGCGGCGAUGGGCGGCGGGCGUCGCAAGGGAUCCUGCAGGCGAGGAAGGAGGGGCGGUACAGCGCCGUGAUCGAGCUCUUUGAGGCCCUCACGGCGAGCGGCGAGGCCUCCGACGCCCGCGUGCUCGACGCGUAUGUCGAGGCGAUCGCAGUGACACGCUCCGUCGCCGAGGCGGAGGAGGUUUGCAGCGCGGCGCUUGCGCAGCGGGAGGGGAUGGGGCGGACAGCGGCGACGUACGCCGCGCUGCUCAAGGGGUGCGGCGCGGACAAGGGUGCCGCCCUCCAGCUCCUCGGGAAGAUGAAGGAGGAAGGGCUCGCCGCGGACCUCGGCGUGUACCACGAGCUAGUCUCCGUCUUCACGGCCGCGCGCGACUUUGCGGCGGCGGAGGAGACGCUGGCCACCAUGCGGCACGGCGGCGUGGCGCCGACGACGGCGACGUACUACCGCAUCAUCAACGGCGCCUUUCGGCACGACGAGGCGGCCGUCGCGUACCAAGUGCUCUGC